AUGGAACAUGUUUUACCAAGUUACAAAUUCGUUGACGAUACGGAGGAGUUGAGGGAAGUGUGAGUUCCGUUUAUGAGGUUAAUAUUUCUAGAUCACCGAGGAAAGAAGGACUUGUUCUUUGCGAAUGUACGCCUUCUUUAAAAAAUAUGCCAGACAUAAAAUCAGAUGAGCAACGAUUUUGUUUUUUAAAGUAAGUUUGUGUCGCUUUUUUACGUGUUAGGUCUUUGAGGGGACAGUCGAAGAAAGCCAUUGAAGAUGCAUGUCCUACUUUGAUUUCUUUAUCAACACAGAAUUAUGAUGCGCCAUUCAAGACAGCAUUUGAAGAGUUCCUAUUAGAGUUUUUAAGUUCCUCUGAUAGCAGACUUGUUCGGAAAACCUGCUUACAUUUGCUAAGAAGUAUAUUUUAUCCUUUGUCUGAGUUCGAAUCCUUUUUCUCCUUAUUUUCUACAUUGGAAGAAUCACAAGUUGGUUUUUAUUUUGAUUAAUAAUAUUGUUAAAGUACCAUGUGAUUGAGCCUAUACUUCCCAAAUUGAACAAUCUUGUCGAGCUCGUGAAAGAAAAGCACUUAGCUUGGGAUUAUUUGAAGGCUGUCCUGAAGAAGAUGAUAUCCCACACAAAUGGAUGGAUUAGAUGUUUUGGCUUUCAGAGUCUAACCAAUGUUCCUGUGGACGUGUUCCGCUCAGACAUAAACGUAAGUUAGCUCCAAUUUUAUCAUUAUUGAGUACAGUUUGUAGUGUUUGAUUAUUAUAAAAGUCUGAAUUCUUAUGAUCCCUUCUGGCGAUUGGACGAAACGGUUGGAGUUGUCAGUUAUAUAGGGAAGCUCAGGAAUAUAAACAAGCAAUGUUUGUCCGGCAGGUUUGUCUUUAAAUUUCGAUUUUUCUUUUAGAAUCCUUUGUGAAAUCGCUUCUUUCGUUGUUUGAGAGUAGAUUCAGUCCUUCUCCGUUAUUAUUUCUCAGCCAGACAUUGCCUGAUGUGAAUGACAAAUAUCUCACCGAUGAUGAUAUGCCUCUGAUACGGUGGGUACUUCAUUUGCUUUUUAAAUUUAUUUGUUUUCAGCCGGGUCAUUUCUGAGAUUUGUUGCCUACAGUAUCCCAAUCUUAAGAACGAAGUCGUUUUCAAUUUUAUAAAAUUUUUGUUUGCUGCAUUUGAUUGGGUAUGUUUUUGGUAUUAAGUAUGUUUUGCAUAUUUUUAGGAAGGCCCGAGUAGUGGAAAAGGGAUAAUUUCCCUUUUCACUUUUUUCCCAUUACCCUUGAGAGUAAAUGUUUGCGGUCUUGUUGUAAAAUACGUCAACCCAAGAGAUCUGAUAGCACUCUUUGAUGGCAAAAUUUUACAUAACGGACUUCUGGAGCUUCUCUCUUGCUUGCCGACUUCUGAUUUUAAUGAAUUUAUGUUUUCUUGCGAUGAUAUUAAUGUUAAGUUGAUGAUGGCCUUCAGAAGGCAUGACUUCCUUGAAGAGGACGUAGUCAAACAGCUGUUUAUUGAAAGAUUAUUUGUGGCUGUCGAAAAGGUGGUGAAUGAAGAAGAGUAUAUAAAUUUAUGCCUUGGUCCUAUUCUAUCAAGGCUUGACGUAACAACAGAUAUCCAUGAAAUGUUAAUCUCGAAUUUAGAGGAUAAUGUGAGUAUACGUAUUUUUUAUUAUAUGUUUAGAGAUCAAAUAUAUCAAGAAGAGGUUUGCUCCUACUGUUAUCACAUUGUAAAAAUUCUUCUCUUCCUCGUUUAUGUGGACUAUCAUCUGUUGAAGAACUCGCUUUUUUCCAUUUAAUAUCACUAUCAACGCACUUAUAUAACGAUGACUUCAAUAAUGAAAUAAAAAAGAAUAUAGAUGUCUUCUCGACCGAAACAGAGAAAGCAAUUUUAUUCUUGGAGGAUUGUUCUAGGAUUUUGAAAAAGGUAGAUUGGACGAUGUUUGCUUAAAUCUUGUUGCAGGUCGACUCAGAAACUAAGAGUUUAUUGUUGGAAAGAUGUGAAGUUUUGGCGAAGGAAACCCAGAAGUCAUCAAACUUUCCGAUUGUCUGCAAGUAUUGGAUAAUUAUCGCAUUGUCUGCACUCCAAGAGGUAGAGAAGACUUCGAUGGUAAGUUAUAUUACUAUUUGGAUGCUAGUCAUUACAGAAUUCAUUAGAGAAGAUAAUGGAGAUCGGAUUGAAGAACCCACAGGUUGCAUUUAUGCUCUCAAGAGAGGUGAGAAGCAGCAGAUUACCAGACUGCAUGGCCAAUAUGAUGAUGAGAUUGGCCAUUUAUGGGGAUGUGGUGAAGAAAGAUGAUCUGGUCUUUCAUUUGGCCAAUGCUACGGCCAAGAGGAGCGAUGAUUUGAUUUAUCAGUAAGUUCUUUUAAUUCUUCUUACCUUUUUGUUUAGUUUUGAUAAACUGUCUACAAUGGUUAGGGAAAAUGCGAUCUUAUCGAUCUUUAAUCAAGACAAUACAGAAAGUUUUUAUUCCGCACUGACCAAAGAAGUUAUUGAAGAAAUUGUUGAAGUCGAUAAAACAAAAAGCAGGUACGAUUUCGAUUAAAGAGUAGUAUACAGGGUGUCCCAAAAAAAUGCAUGUUUUUUAUGACUACAUUUUAUAUACCAAACAAAAUUUAGCCAAACUAACGAUGGAUAUCAGUAACAUAGAGGAUUAUUGAUAACAUAUCAAGCCAGUUUCACAGUGGCUGCCCUUGGUGGCGAUAUAGAGCUUCAAACGUAACUUAAAAUUUUGGGCUCGGGGCCGCAGCCUUUUUCGAGGAAAUCGGUCCCGUUCUUGGCGCAACGAUUACUUUGCCAUUCCAAACUUUUGUAGUGUGUAGUACAGGCAAUGGCCUCCAAUUGAAAAAAAAAAUAUAGUCAAUCGGAUUCAGAUCCGGCGAGCAGACGGCCAUUUUGCGGACGGGGUGAAAUCGGGAAAAUCGUUCCCAUUUCGGGUCCUGAGUCGAUUUUGCCUUGUGAGCCGGAGCUGAGUCUAGCAAGGACGCCAAAUUUGCAUUGCCGAGGUUCUGCUGAGUCAACAGAAGUACGGGAAAAUCAAGAUUAACGCGGCGCUAAAAUUUUGCCCCCUUGAUCCGAGAAAACCAUGGAAUUCUCGCCACUGGGAGAAAUUCCGCCUUAGGCGAUGACGGCCCGGAUUUUGACGGUUUUCGACGUUAGCCGACAUGCCGAGGGCCUCAUCUAAGAAGAUCCAAUUGCUCUGGUGGUUGUGCAUCCGCCAAAUAUUGAACCACGAACGAAUGCGCUCACGUCUGUGAGUUGCGGCCCAGCCCUUGAGUUUUCGACAUUUUUCGCGCCGCACGCACUUGCCGUCUACUUUAAAGAUCUGAGCUUUUUACAGCUUAUACAGCGUGAGGCGUAGCUCAUCAUAGACUAUUCGGGUGACCGAUCGGUCGCUGAUGCCGAUCUCACAGGCAAAUUUUUCUUGAAAAUAGCGUUUUGCUGUUGGUGUUCUCCCGGUUGACAGAACCGCUGGCGGUGCGUUUUCCUUUACGUCCUGGACGCUUACUAUCGUUAUCAAGCUCCUUACAUCGCGUGAUUACUUUUGACUCAACGUCCUUUCUAUACUGGGCAAAUUUACAACUUGAACGGCUCAAAAAUAGUGACAAAAUCGCAGUUCCUUUGUUUGAAAUUUAAAAAAACCAUGUUCGUUAAUCGAUAUGAACACGAAACGGAAAUGUCUAGGACAGAAAAACACGGAGAUUUUAGUAGUACAAAAAUCUUUUGGCCUGACCUAAACAUUUUUGCGUCAGGACCCAUCAAAAAAACAUGCAUUUUUUUUGGGACACCCUGUAAAUUGUCAUGUUUUCUGCAGAUCUUUUGGUUUAUCUCUUGGGCAUCGAUUGAAAACCCGGCUCGUCUUGUUACUCCUUUUACUAGUCAAACAGAAUUCGAAUAAUCCGCACAAAGAGAGAAUCAUUAGUCUUUGCAUCAACACAAUCCUCGAUGGAAGCCAACAGUUCUCGAUCAAACUUCCUGUUGAAUGGAUUCUUACAACUUAUUGUAUGGAAAGCGAAGAAUUCCUCGAGGAAUGGCUCCAGAAAGACGUAUACUUUGGAGAGAAGAGAAUCGGUUCUGUAGUCUCUUGGAUGUUCGUUCUUCUCAGAUAUUUGAAAGAUCGACCUCAACGAAUAUACGAUGCAGUAUUCAGGAUGUUAAGAUGGAUUACUGUGACAAACUUCAGUGUUAAAUGCGCAACAAUAGCUGUUUUGAAACUGCUCUUUAAAUGGCAUUCCAAGGAGAUGAUGGAAGAUCCGAGAUUGGAGUUUGUUAAAGACUUGGUGACCUUCAAUCCGGAGAUCGGCGGGAAUUCUCAAGAAGUCGUCAACAACAUUGUAAAGGACCCCUUCUUCAACGAUAUCAACUCUGAUCAACUCGAUUUGCAUGUCGUGUUUUACCAAUUACCCUUUCUUUGUGGAAUGCCAAGAGAUGAAUUGAUCUUUGAGAUAAGACCGGGCCCUGAGGCACUAAAAGUUCUUGUAGACUUCCUGAAGGAAUUCAGAGAAGGACCAUUGAAGGAGUCAGACGUGUUCUCGAGUAAGUGCAAUAUAAAUAACUGAUUAGUGUACUCUAGCAUUGGUCAAGAACAAAUUCUCAGCUCCCGAAAUGUUGUCCAUGAUUCCCGAAAUGAAAUGUAAUGAUUUUACAGAAGAUUUCCAGCAGAAAAUUGAUCCAAAUGAGAAUAAAUUUGAGAGAAAUGGGAAGGAACUUGUUGUGGUGGCCAGUUUGAUCAAUAAAACGGCCAAUUUGGGAGGUCAGUAAAGCAUUGCGGUUCAUCCAAUUAAUGUCUUUUUAUUUUUUCAUGUGAACAUUUAGGACUCUGUCGUACUUGCGAGGUAUUCGGGGUUUCUGCUCUAGUUUUGUCAAACGAGAAUAUAAUCUCCGAUCAGAAUUUCAAGGCUUUGAGCAUGUCGGCCGAGAAGUGGAUUCCCAUUAUUGAGGUGAAGCCAGAUGAAUUACUCGAAUUCCUCGAAUCUUCCAAGCUCCAGGGAUACAAGGUUGUCGCAGCGGAACAAACAUCAGCCUCGAUCCCUCUACACGAAUUCGAAUUCCCUGAUAAAACACUGAUAUUAUUGGGAGAAGAGAAGAGAGGAGUGCCGCCAGAAUUAAUCAGAUCGGUGGAUCAAACUGUUGAGAUCGAGCAGUUCGGACAGACCAGAUCCCUUAAUGUCCAUGUCUCCGCUUCCUUGUUCAUCUACCAAUUUGCUUCACAAAAGUAUUGUUAG
This is a messenger RNA of Bursaphelenchus xylophilus (pine wood nematode), 5189 nucleotides long. Lineage: Eukaryota; Metazoa; Nematoda; Chromadorea; Rhabditida; Aphelenchoididae. The record is from the annotation of a GenBank genome assembly.